Molecule: messenger RNA, 2917 nt
Organism: Amphiprion ocellaris (clown anemonefish)
Lineage: Eukaryota; Metazoa; Chordata; Actinopteri; Pomacentridae
Gene: dzank1
Product: double zinc ribbon and ankyrin repeat domains 1
Exons: 19
Coding region: 189-1958 (589 amino acids)
Source: RefSeq, a predicted model, not a curated record
CUAUCUAAAACUCUCCCAGCAUUCUGUCUUCUUCCAGAAAAUUCAGUUUAACCAAACGUCCUCUCAGUACCAGGGCAGCCCGGCGGAGCGGGCGGGUCAGAGUCCGUUGCUAUGGUGACCUCCUGUAAACGCAGCGACGGUUGAAGAGUCCUGAAGAUCCGCAGCUUCGCCCACAGGUAGCUGUUGUCAUGGCAGCGGGGGCGGUGUCAGCUCCACUCAUCAUUCCAAUGAUCCAACCACAGACGAGCAGAAUCAAGAACCACAUCGACACCAGCACACCUGUCUGCCUCCAGUCAGAUACUCCAGGUGUGCAUAUCUUCUACACACUGGACGGGUCGCGGCCGGUGGCGGCCAGCAGGAGGUACGGUGAACCGGUGCUGCUGCCUGCAGGUCGGGUGUCUGUCAGAGCGUUGGCUGAAACCAGCGACGGCAGGCAGAGCUCCGUGGUGACCAAGGUGUUCUUUGUGGACCAGGCAGAUACCAGGAUGGACCCGGAGGUCCUGCAGGACACACAGCAGCCUCCAUCUGAAGGAACGUCCUGUUCUGCCGAGAACUCUGCUUCUUCACUGAGGCCUGCAGAGCCGAGGAUGAUGGGAAACGCCUGUCCUCAAUCAGGUCCUAAUCUCCGCUGGCUUGGUUCUGGGACGCAGCUGGAGGGGUCAGGUUACCUGAGUGGCAUGCCGGCGUCCCACCUCCAGCAACAGACCGACUUCCUGCGGUGUCUCCAGUGUCUGGUCCUCCGUCCGUUGGACCCUCUGGCUUGGUUCUGUCCUCGAUGUGGAGCUGUGUUUCCUCUGUUUCCUGUCCAGAGGCUGCCCCUUCCUGAGGGAGGACAGGUACUGCACAUACCUGAGAGAGUCACAGUCCAGGGCCAUGUGUUGUGUGUUUGCUGUGGAAGUGGGAAUCCAGCUCACCUGUCCAGCUGUUUGACCUGUGAGACUCACCUGCAGCAGGCAGGUGUCGGUGGCUCUGCCCCCUCUGUCCCGGCAGCAGGUGGCAGGUCGGUGUCCUGCUCCAGGUGUCAGCGGAUGAACCACAGCGACGCCAGAUACUGCGAUUGGUGCGGCUCUAAGUGUCAUCAUGCAGUCAGCUGUGUGGUGUGUUGGCGCUGUGGAGCUAACGGACACCUGAACGCUUUCUACUGUGGAUCCUGUGGGGUCUUCCUGGAAAUGCCGGUCCCACCCACAACCUGCAGUGACGUCACACCACCUGUUGGGGGCGAAGCCACUGGCCAGGCCAUGCCCUCAUCAGACCCCACCGCCAGCGUGAAGGUAGCCCCACCCACUGUGGAUCGGUCCACACAGACUGUAGGACUCUAUUACCCAUCAGCCACCGAGCUGCACAGGAAGGAGCAGCAGAGGGCGGAGAAACUCAGCCGAGACCGCCGACCGCCGCUGACCGCUGUCAGCCCGGGACAAGGUUACUGGAGGAAGCAGCUGGAUCAUGUGUGUGCUCACCUGAGGAGUUACACCCAGAACCACGCCCCCUUCAGGGCUCUGCUAGGUGAACCUCGUUUGGGCCAGGUGGUUUCUGCUGUGGUCCAGGAGGAUCGGUACGAGGUCAGUCUGACUGUCAGCUUCAUGUCGGCCGGGAGGGAAAUCAAACAGGUGAGUCCUGAAGAGGAUGGAGCUGGACCAUCAGGUGGAGGGAUCGGACCGGUGGUUCGGGCUGAGAGUCUGAGCAGCGUUACAGAACGAAGCAUCAACGGUCACAGUGUGAUCAAACACAACCAGAAGCUCAAACCUGCAGUGAAGGACACUCUGCUGCUGAAGGAGCUGGGUACGGGUGGAGGUCAGGUCAGCGCCAUGCAGCAGCUCCUGGAUCAGGGGGUGGAUCCUUCCUGCUGCGGUGGUGACAGUCGCCACGCGCUGGCGGACACCAUGGUGAACGGUCACCAUGACGUUCUGCCUGUUUUAGUGCAGCGAGGAGCCGACGUGGAGCAGGAGUCCGGACUGUAAGACUCUCAGAUGUAAUGCCGGCGUGAGGCGGAGGAAUGCCACCGGUCAGACGGCGCUGGACGUGGCGCUGAGCUCCGGCUGCAGCAGGACGGUUUCUCUGCUGGCGGCUCAGACUUGACUGGACCUGCUGGGAAAACCCAAAGCGAACCUGGACGGGUUCUGAAGACAGAGAACAUCAGAGAUUCAGGAAGAACACCUGACACAAACAGCUAAUCACCUCAGACCAGGUCAGCCUGAGGAACCCACAGAUCUGUUGAACUGCACUCAGAACCAGAACUCUCUGAGAUCAAAAAAUCAUGAAGGUAAAACCGUCAUCAUUCGUCUUGAACAGUGAAGAUCUGAGAUGUUCUCCUGGACUGAUUGAGUCUGAGUUCUGAAGCUCAUGUUUUUUUUUUUACCAGCUGAUGAGUUCAAGAGCUGCAGGUUCAUCAGAUUAAAGACUUUACAGAAACCACAGAAUGUUUCCUGGGGUCCUUUCUUGGUACUGAAAGUCUAAAAACCUUCAUGUUUCUUUUCAGGUUUAGACUCACAGAUAAACAGCAGCAACGAUUCAGUAAUUAGUUACCAGCUAAUUCCAUUCAUCAGUUUGAGUUAUUUUAAUAAAAACAGUGAAUGUUUUCUGGUUUCUUUCCUGUGUGACAGAAAACUGAAGAUCUCUGAUGCAUAUUUCAGAUCAAACACCUGAUCUAUUGAUCAGGAACUGAUGGACAGCUGCAGCUUCGAAGAUGAACUGAAGAAACUCUGGAGGUUAAACUUCAGGCCACAACUUGAGGAAUCAAACAUUAAUUCUGACGACAUUUUCUAUCCAGUUUCCUGGUUCAACCUGCAGCUGGAUUCAACAGAUCAUCUUCAGAACAGAAAUUAUUGUGAACUUUUCUGGUUUAUUUGAGGAAUAAACUGCACUGAAGGUGGCGCUAAAUGAAAUAAACAGAAAACCAGACAAGGUUCAAACAUUGAGA